Triplophysa rosa is the source of this 1801-nucleotide messenger RNA. Its product is annotated as GTPase IMAP family member 9-like. The record is from RefSeq and is a predicted model, not a curated record. Gene Ontology annotation, molecular function: GTP binding. NCBI's taxonomy places the organism in Eukaryota, Metazoa, Chordata, Actinopteri, Cypriniformes, Nemacheilidae. The transcript is spliced from 3 exons. Bases 335 to 1315 code for a protein of 326 amino acids.
GAUUUCUGGUCUCUAGCUUCCUAUCCACAUUUGUAAACAUUCUCUCACCGAGUCAUUCAGAGCAGUUCUUGAGUUAUUUUAUCGCUGAAAAUAUCCCUUCUCCGUUGAACAUUAUCAUUUACUUCAUUUAAAUACUUAAAAACAGGGAGGCUGACUGCAACCUAAGCUGAAGGAAAAUAUCCUGCACAUUCUCUUUAAUCGCAUGUGUCUUGGCUUCUUCACUAAAGUGAGUGAAUUGAUCUUUGUCAAGUCUGGCGAUCUGCUUCUGUCUCACGCAGUGAAAGUGAAGGUUCUGAAUUGCCAGUGCUUGUGACACAAAGUUUGUGGUACAAAGAUGCCAAAUAAUCCUCAGCAAAGAAUCCCCAUCAACAGUCAUGAUAUUCCUGUCGCCGAUCGUUUAUCCAGACGGAUUGUUCUUCUGGGUAAAACUGGUGUUGGGAAGAGUGCAGCUGGAAACACAAUACUGGGACAGAAGGUGUUCAGAUCUGUCAUGGGAAUGAACGCAGUAACCAGUGAAUGUUCAGAGGAGCAUGGCAUUGUUUCAGGCAGAUCUGUGUCUGUAGUUGAUACUCCUGGAUUCUUUGACACACAGAAGAAACCUGAUGAGUUAAUAACAGAGAUAGGCAGAAGUGUUUAUUUAUCCAGUCCAGGACCGCAUGCAUGUCUCAUUGUGUUUAGAGUAGGUGACAGAUUCACUGAACAGGAGCAGGAGAUUCCUCAGAAGAUUGAGACGUUGUUUGGUCAGGAGGUGUUAAAAUACUCCAUCAUUCUCUUCACUCGUGGAGAUCAGCUAGAAGACAGGACCGUAGAGGAGCUCAUUGAGGAGAACGGAGAUUUAAGACGUCUAGUUGAUCAGUGUGGUGGCAGAUAUCACGUCUUCAACAAUAAAGAUAAUAAUAACAGAGAGCAGGUGAAUGAUCUACUGCAGAAGAUUGAUGCAAUGAUAGAGUUGAAUGGAGGAGGACACUACAGUAAUCAGAUGUAUGAAGAUGCUCAGAGAUUUAGACAAGAGGAAGAAGAGAGGAAACAGAGAGAGACAAAGAGGACAGAUGAGAGAGUGAGAAGGGAGACAGAGGAGAGAGUCAGACCAAAGUACGAAGGUCAACCAGAACAAAUCAGCGGAUUUCAGCGGUUUUUAUCCAAGUAUAAGCAUCCUCUUUUUAUGGCAGCCAUGGCAGCUGGUUUUGUAUUUGGUGGAGCUGCUGUUGGUGCCGCUGUUGGUGGAGCUGUUGGUGGAGCUGUUGGUGGAGCUUUUGGUGGAGCUGUUGGUGCCGCUGUUGUUUAUGGAGAUGUUGGUGGAGCCGUAGUUGGUUGAGCUUCUAGUGGAGAUUUUUAAGGAGUUGCUGGAGCUUAUUUUUAAAAUUCAACUUAUUCUCAACAUUUAAAAAAAAUAUGACUGUUGGAUUCAGUGUCUUUAACGUCACAGUUGAUAAAUGUAUUUAAGUUCAGUUGAAGUCAGAUUCAUUUCUUUAUUUUGAUCAUCUCAAUGGUUUUUGUCUCCUGCUUUUCCUUAGGCUGUAAGAACUUUGGGAGUGUAGGUGACUAAUUUUGAAUAUCAUUAAAGAGAAAUCGGAUAUAGAAACUUUGUACUGAUUUGUAUUUGAUUUCACUAAUAACUUAAUUAUUAAUUAUAAUUAUUUGAUUAACACAAUUUCUACUAUCCACUUUUGUUCUUAUCAAGAAUGUGUCUGAAUGUAUUCCAUCAAUUAAUGUAUUCCAGUUUAUGAAUAAUUUCUGUAACUGUCACAUGAUGUUUCUUUGGCUUUUAAAAUAAAAAAUAGCCUUCUCUGUUUAUUAGUGG